Molecule: messenger RNA, 3339 nt
Organism: Syngnathus typhle (broad-nosed pipefish)
Lineage: Eukaryota; Metazoa; Chordata; Actinopteri; Syngnathiformes; Syngnathidae
Gene: inpp5b
Product: inositol polyphosphate-5-phosphatase B
Exons: 22
Coding region: 281-3091 (936 amino acids)
Biological process (GO): phosphatidylinositol dephosphorylation; signal transduction
Cellular component (GO): cytosol; membrane
Molecular function (GO): inositol-1,4,5-trisphosphate 5-phosphatase activity; phosphatidylinositol-4,5-bisphosphate 5-phosphatase activity
Source: RefSeq, a predicted model, not a curated record
UGCGUGUGCGCGUUUUGACAGCCCUGUUGUGACGUCACUCGGGUGCGGGCUUCAGAAUCAGUGCGUGGCAGUCGUGUGAAAACCAGCAGGGACAGACAGACACACAGCAGCCGGCCCACGGAGGAGUUUGUCCCCAAACAAGUAAACUUUUGGAUACAAGAAGAAGAAAGGUCACAGAAGAACAAACAGGCCUGCUGUGUUUGCCGUCGCCCACUCAUGACGACCACCCACGCGUGGACUUCCUGCAAGUUGCUUCAAGACAGAGCACAGCACAGCCGUCAUGGAUCAAUCCAUUGCCGUCCAAGACACACUGCAAGGAGACGAAAACUGCAUCCUAGCUGUUCAAUGCGACGUCCUCUCGGACGACAUGACUGAAAGCAGACUGCUGGGAUUGGUGGAGUCUGCCAAAGAGCAUGCAAUCUUUAUUUAUACCCACCGGAGGAUGGCCAUUACUGCAGAGGACGUGUCUCUGGAGGACAUUGUCCCAAUCGACCUGGACUUUGCUGUUGUUGAGAUUUCCUCUCCAGAGGAGCUUGUACUUGUCGGUGCUGAUACGCGAGUGCGAGUGAGUUACAAGCAUGAAAGUGUGGAGCUCACGCUUCCCUUCGGGUCUCACUCCAGACUCUUCCUCAACCAGGUCAUCCGGGCGUGGAGCGAUGUUUGCAAGAUUCCCAAGCAAGAAGCCACAUUUGAGUGGCUGGGCAAAUACCGAAGUGGCCCCAAAGGACAGGGAGUUGUCAAACAAGCCUUCGCACCCCUGGGCACAACGCUCCAUAAAGUCAACCAGCAUAGGAAAACAGAGAAAGCGACAGACAAGAAAAAGCGAAGUGUGGAACGGCUAAAGGUCUCCAACAGUGCGAUGCCACCGCGCAGCUCCAAAACAGAGAGUCAGGGCGUCUCCAGCGAGGACGUCUCCAGCCGGUCGGAGCGGGAUGAGCUGGUGCGCUCGUCCAGCCACACACCGACGGACAAAUCUCACAUUCUAGCCAUGCCGCAGUUCGGCCUGCGCGACAACCUCAUCAAGUGCGAGCUGCUGAAGAACGAGGACGUGUACAUUUACCGAGAACAUUUCAGCUUUUUCCUGGGCACAUACAAUGUGAAUGGGCAGGCGCCCAAAGAAAGCCUCCGCCCGUGGCUGAGCUGCACGCCGGAGCCUCCCGACAUGUACUGCGUGGGCUUCCAGGAGCUGGACCUCAGCAAAGAGGCUUUCUUCUUCAACGACACCCCCAAAGAGAUGGAGUGGACUAAGGCUGUGUCGGACGCUUUGCAUCCUGAUGCCAAGUAUGCCUUAGUGAAGUUGGUGCGGCUCGUGGGCAUCAUGCUGCUCUUCUACGUGAGGAAGGAGCAUGCCAAGUUCAUUUCGGAGGUAGAGGUGGAGUCGGUGGGGACCGGCAUCAUGGGGAGGAUGGGCAACAAAGGUGCGGUGGGCAUCCGCUUCCGCUUCCACAGCUCGGACAUCUGCGUGGUCAACUGUCACCUGGCGGCGCACGUGGAAGAGUACGAGAGGCGCAAUCAGGACUACAAAGACAUUUGCAGCCGCCUGCAGUUUGGCCAGGCUGACCCCACGCAGCCGCCGCUGACCAUCAUGAUGCACGAUGUGGUCUUAUGGAUCGGUGACCUCAACUACAGGAUCAGCGAUCUGGAUGUCAACAACGUGAAGGAGCUCAUCAGCAAGAAGGACUUUGAGAUGCUGCACACGUACGAUCAGCUCAAGAGGCAGAUCGACGAGGAGGCGGUGUUUGUCGGCUUCGUGGAGGGGGGCAUCGAUUUCCAGCCCACCUACAAAUACGACACCGGCUCCGACAUGUGGGACACGAGUGAAAAAUGCCGCGUGCCUGCGUGGUGUGACCGCAUCUUGUGGCGAGGGAAGGACAUCGGUCAGCAGCAUUACCAGAGUCACAUGGCGCUGAAGACCAGCGACCACAAGCCCGUCAGUUCCCUCCUCGUCAUCGGGAUCAAGCGAGUCAAUGCCGAGUCCUACAAGAAAACCUUUGAAGAGAUUGUUCGCAAUUUAGACAAAAUGGAGAACGAGUGCAUUCCGUCGGUCACCUUGUCCGAACGAGAGUUCCACUUUGAGAAGGUGAAGUACAUGGAGCACCACGGCAGGACGCUGCGCAUCGUCAACGACGGCCAGGUGCCGUGUCAGUUCGAGUUCAUCCCGAAGCCCAACGAGGCCACGUACUGCAAAGCCUGGCUCACGGCCAACCCCCCCAAAGGCUUCAUUGCUCAGGGUGCUUCCGCGGACAUCGAGCUUGAGGUUUUUGUGAACCGCACCACGGCGCCCGACCUAAACUCCGGCAAGCAAGCCAUCGAAGACAUCCUGGUCCUCCACCUGGAGCGCGGCAAGGACUACUUCAUCUCGGUGACGGGAAGCUACCUGCCCAGUUGCUUCGGCACCCCCCUCCACGUGCUGUGUCGGCUGAGGGAGCCCAUCCAGGACAUGCCGCUGGAGACCCUCCAACAAAUGGUGGCUGACUUUUUAAAUUAUGCUUUGGAGAUUGGGUUGUUUCCAAAAAUAUGCUUAAUGGAUGACUUGCCGAGCCAACAGAUGGAAACGUCGGUAAAUGACGACGCGGGAAGCGCGGAAAAGCCGCUCGACAUUCCCAAAGAACUUUGGAUGAUGGUGGAUCACUUGUUUCGGAAUGCCAUCAAACAGGAAGACAUAUUUCAACAACCUGGACUCCGGAGCGAUUUUGCCGAAAUCCGGGACUGCCUGGACACUGGCAUGGCGGAUUCUCUGUCUGGCAGUAACCACUCGGUAGCAGAGGCCUUGCUUCUCUUCUUGGAUGCCCUCCCAGAGCCGGUCGUCCCCUUCGCUUUCUACCAGCAGUGCCUGGAAUGUUGCGCCGAUGCCGUCCAGUGUGAGAAGGUCAUUUUCACGCUACCUCAGUGCCACCGAAAUGUUUUUAAUUAUAUAGCCGCCUUCCUGCGGGAGCUGUUGAAGAACUCGGCAAGCAAUCGAUUGGAUGUUACCAUCGCCGCCACCAUCUUUGCCUCGUUACUCCUACGGUCACCGACCAAGCAAGACCUCACGGAAAAGAGAAAAGCGCGGGAGUUCUUUCAGCACUUCUUGGGCCACAGCUCAUCCUAGACCGAGGACCACAUUAAAUAAAACACUAAAAAGAAUCGUCCUAUAUUUGAAAUAAACUGUUAAUAAUUUUGCAGAUUUUCAAGGAGUCUUCAGACACGUUAAAAAGAUUUAGUAUCUUGUAUAGUUGAUUUGAGAUGCUAAUGUUUUUGCCAUCUGUUGAGCCUCUUUUUCAUGUUUAUUUAAAAAACGAUUUUAAUGUUUCUGAUCGACAGCAUAAUUGUUUUAUAUAAAGCGUGUUUGGAAAACAA